AUGGCAGGAAGAAGUUACAGGGGCUCUGCCUCAGAGUCUGAGGCACCUUCGCGUCACCACAACAGAGAUAGAGACAGCAACACCGGAUCACAACAAGGCCCAACUACCACAUCUUCAGGAAAGACAUCUCAAAAGGCUAGGAAUCAACAAGCUUUACAGCAGCAGCAAUCAUUCUUGCAAAAACAUAUCAACUCAAAUGGUCCAAGAGAUAAGCCCAGGAUAGACCCACUCGAUUUUGGAAAGAUGGAUGAAGCAACUUUGCUUAGAUACAAGGAUCGCUACAGCCUAAAUCUCCCUCGGCCGGAAUCGUUGAACUCAGAUAUUUUAAACAGUGAGAUUGGCAAAAAGACAUUCAGCAAACGAAAUCAGGCUAGGCGACUUCAAAAGGCCGGAAUGGGCCUGGAUUACAGGAUAAGUAAAGGUGAGUUUGGCAAUCAAGUCAGGAGUCAUUUCAUGGGAUUGCAGGCCAAGGAAAAUGACAUCAUUACGGGGUUUUUGUAUAAAGUGAAGCACCAGGAUAAGGAAUUUAAGCUUACGUUUCAGUGA
This is a messenger RNA of Lodderomyces margitis, 546 nucleotides long. RefSeq lists its product as uncharacterized. Gene Ontology annotation, biological process: regulation of DNA-templated transcription. The transcript has a single exon. Gene Ontology annotation, cellular component: histone deacetylase complex. Gene Ontology annotation, molecular function: transcription coregulator activity; protein binding. The record is from RefSeq and is a predicted model, not a curated record. The coding region runs from base 1 to 546 and encodes 181 amino acids. Lineage: Eukaryota; Fungi; Ascomycota; Pichiomycetes; Serinales; Debaryomycetaceae.